This is a messenger RNA of Cordyceps militaris CM01, 789 nucleotides long. RefSeq names its product SH3 domain protein. The coding region runs from base 1 to 789 and encodes 262 amino acids. Gene Ontology annotation, biological process: protein transport to vacuole involved in ubiquitin-dependent protein catabolic process via the multivesicular body sorting pathway. Gene Ontology annotation, cellular component: ESCRT-0 complex. Lineage: Eukaryota; Fungi; Ascomycota; Sordariomycetes; Hypocreales; Cordycipitaceae. Gene Ontology annotation, molecular function: protein binding. The transcript is spliced from 2 exons. The record is from RefSeq and is a predicted model, not a curated record.
AUGGUGUCCGCCGACCGCCAGACCAUCAUGGAGGUCAACCGGUCGCUCCGGAAUAUAAAAACGGAGCUGGAGAACCUGCUCGAAAAGGGCGUCAUUGACGAAAACGUCUUCGACACCAUCCACGCCUCCCUCCCCCCCGAGUCCUCCGUCUCCGGCCCUCUACGCACGACCAGCAACACUAACGGCGCCUCCGCCAACACAUCGCCCGCCGCCCGCGACAACGGGCCGACGUACACGCCGCCGACGCAGGGCCUUCAGACCGCGCACCUCGGCAACUCAACGUCCCCCGUGCCCCCCUCCUACAACGACACGCCCGCGCCCGGCGUGCCCCCGCGUGGUGGUAGCGGAAAGCCCACCCUGACGACGGCGCGCGCGCUCUACCGCUACGGCGCGACCGACGCCCGCGACCUGACCUUUGAAAAGGACGACAUCAUCGCCGUCUACGAGUACAUGAACCAGGACUGGUGGAUGGGCAUGAACCAGCGCACUGGCCAGGAGGGCAUUUUCCCCCGCAGCUACGUCCUGCCCGAGCAGGACAACAAGGCCCCUGGGGGUUACGGUCCGCCGCAGCCGCAGUACGGCUAUCCCGCCGGCCCGCCGCAGCAGCAGAACCCGUACAACGCCAACGUGCCCCCGAUGGCGGUGGCAGAGGGCGGGCAGGCAGAGGGCGGCGCAGGGGGGGGGAAAGCGGGCGAGCUGGGUAAGAAGUUUGGUAAGAAGCUGGGAAAUGCGGCUAUCUUUGGCGCCGGUGCGACUAUUGGUGGCAAUAUCGUCAAUAGCAUCUUUUAG